Messenger RNA from Magnolia sinica, 1861 nucleotides. RefSeq lists its product as uncharacterized. The record is from RefSeq and is a predicted model, not a curated record. Bases 1229 to 1861 code for a protein of 210 amino acids. Lineage: Eukaryota; Viridiplantae; Streptophyta; Magnoliopsida; Magnoliales; Magnoliaceae. The transcript has 2 exons.
CAGAAAGAUAUAAGGCUUUAUUUGAUGAUGCAAGACAAUCUUUGUACCCUUCCUGCCCUAGAGAACUCACAAAAUUAUCGGUUACUGUUGAGUUGUAUAGUUUAAAGGCAUGUAAUGGUUGGUCGGAUAACAGCUUUAAUGAUCUUCUUCAAUUGGUUAAGAAGUUGUUACUAGUAGAAAACACGUUGCCAGUGAGCACAUAUCAAGCGAAAAAGAUGAUCAGCUCAUUAGGAAUGACUUAUGAGACUAUACAUGCAUGUCCCGAUGAUUGUAUUAUUUAUUGGAAAGAGUAUAAAGAUAGACAAAAUUGUCCAACAUGUCAUACAUCGAGAUGGAGGUCAGAUUACUUGGCAAAGAAAAAAGGUGUUAGAGUUCCAUCAAAGGUUUUGAGAUAUUUUCCUUUGGCACCAAGGCUACAGAGGCUAUACAGGUGUGCAUUCAAUGUUUAAUAUAAUUUUGAUAUUAUCCUAUAUACCUUUUGUUAAAAAAAUUAAUAAGUAAUCUUUUUUUUUUAAAAAAAAACUUUAUUUCUAGUGUGCCAUGGAUAGUGGAGCAAAUGACUUGGCAUUCUCAACCGAAAGAAUAUAAUGGUGUUAUGCGGCAUCCGUCUGAUUCAUCAAGUUGGAUGGUAAUAAAUAACAAGUAGCCAAGUUUUGCUGAAGAAUUCCGUUAUGUGCGUUUAGGGCUUACGAUUGAUAGAUUUAACCCAUUUGGACAUCUUAGUAGUGCCUACAGUUGUUGGCCUUUCAUUAUAGUGCCAUAUAAUCUACCCCCUUCGAUGUGUAUGAAAAGAGAAUUUUCAAUGUUAACGGUAUUGAUACCAGGUCCAAAAGGACCAAGUAAGGACAUUGAUGUCUACCUACAACCGUUGAUUGACGAGUUGAAGAAUUUGUAGCUUAAUGGAGUGACAACAUAUGAUUCUCAUUUAAAGACAAUUUUUAAUUUGAAAGCCAUUUUAAUGUGGGGAAUUCAUGAUUUUCCUGCAUAUGGGAGUUUAUCAGGAUGUGUUACACAUGCACAAUAUGCUUGCCCUGUUUGUGCCUAGGGAACCGUUGCUGAACGACUUAAGAGUGGCAAGAAGUACUCCUAUCAGGGCCAUCGAAGAUUUCUUCCUAUUAAUCAUGUUUUUAGGACUCAAAAAGCGGCAUUCAAUAAUAAAGUGGAAGAAGGAAGACCUUCUCAUCGAUUAAGUGGUUCAGAGGUUGAAGCGAAGGUAAUCGGUAUUCAGAUGGAUAUCGGUAAAUCGAAGGGAAAGAAACGAAAAAGUUACGGUGAUGAUUUGACUGGGAAUAUAACUGCUUGGUACAAAAGAUCGAUCCUAUUCGACUUGCCAUAUUGGAAGGAGUUACCAGUUCGGCAUAACUUGGAUGUAAUGCAUGUUGUAAAGAAUGUUGGUGACCAUCUUCUGUCGACGAUUCUAGAAGUCAAAGAUAAAACUAAGGAUGAUAUAAGUGCACGCGAAGAUUUGAAAAAAAUGAACAUAAUGAAAGACUUAUGGCUGAAAGAAGCGGAUAGCAAAACUAUUAAACCAAAGGCACCAUUUACUUUAAGUCGUAAGGAGAAAGAAUUGUUCUGCCAAACAUUGCAUGACUUGAAGGUUCCAACAGGGUAUAGUUCCAGAUUUAAACAUCUUGUGAACUUACAAACUCUUGAGAUAAAGGGACUAAAGUCGCAUGAUUAUCAUGUCAUUAUGUGUCAAUUACUACCUGUGUUGCUACAACAUGCUUUCUCAGAGCAACGCCAAAAGAAAGAUGGAGACACCCUGAUUAGUAGGACUGAAGUAUGGAUUAAAACCCAUACAAGAAAGGAUGAUUCUGUUCACAGUAAUGCAGCUUCACAUGUGGUAAUCUCCUUGUCUUAA